AUAAACUCAUUCAUUGCUUUCCAAAACCUAUUUCGAUUUUCUAAGAGAGAAAACGUCAGGCACCAUACAACAUGGGCUUGAAAUACGCGAUCAAAAGCUAGUUAUAGCUGAAAUAUUGCUCUAAUUGUAGUGUUAUUGUUAUUAUAGUUUCAUUUUAUAUGUACAUUGUGUAACUCAUAGAUUAGUCAAAAAUGGAUACGUUUAUCUUAGGAAACCUCGGUUAUGGCGUUUGUUGAUCAUUAAAAAUUUUGUUCGGUUUAUAAUUUUCUUUCUAUUUGAUGUCCGCUUUUCGUUAGUGCUCGUCUAUUUAGUUCGUGUUUACGUGUAUACUCGAAAUGGUGAAGGAGAAGCCUAAUUCAAUACGGAUAUACGACGAUGAGGGGUUUAGGCGGCGUGCUGCUUGUAUAUGCGUACGAUCCGACGCCGAAACGGAGGUGUUGCUCGUGACAUCUUCGCGGCGACCUGACAACUGGAUUGUGCCCGGCGGCGGCGUCGAGCCUGAGGAGGAGCCGUCAGUAACCGCGAUGCGCGAAGUGCUGGAGGAGGCCGGCGUUAUCGGCAAGCUUGGACGAUGUCUUGGUGUUUUCGAGAACCGAGAGCACAAGCACCGGACAGAAGUGUACGUGAUGACCGUGACGCAAGAGCUGGCGGAGUGGGAGGACUCGCGGCUCAUGGGCCGCAAGCGACAGUGGUUCUCCAUCGACGACGCGCUGGCCCAGCUCGCGCUGCACAAGCCCAUCCAGCGGCACUACCUCCAACAACUCAAGAGGUCCAAACAAACCAAGGCAGACGAUAGCUAAAGGGAACGUCUGGAUGGAACUCUGGGGGUCUUUACGCGCCAGUUUGGCCAUUAUACGGCCUGUUGGCUGAUGUUGACACACGCGGCAGUUUUGCUUUCGUCGAUACAAAUUCCGCUUUGAGGGUAGUUGACUAAAUCUGUAACUUAUUUUUCAGUGUAACGGAAACACAUCGAUCGAAAUAAAAAAGCCUUCUACCCUCAUACAGCUUAAACGAUUAACAAAAAGAACGGCAAUUGCGAGGUUUAUUUUAGAAAUGACAAAGUUCUGUAAAAUAUAGCGAAUUAUUAUUUCACAAGACCCCCUCCGUACGGUUCCGUUUGACCAUCAUCAGCACUGCCGCCACAUCUGCAGUGCCGUGGACGACGCCCUGGACUUAUCGAUUUAAAAAAUAGAAGUUAGUCAACGGUUAUUUAAUUAUUUUAAGUGAGAUUAUUUCUUAUGAGAAUAUCUGGUUCAUGAUUGAAUUCACAGCUUGUCAAUGGGUGUGUGGCAGAAAUCCAUAGUGUGUUUAAUUUUUAAUUGAGAUUUGCUUUAUGUCACGCAAAAUUAAUGUUUUGUUUUAGAUACGAUUGAGUGUUUUCAUACAUACUUGAAUUUUACAUGAAUUGAUUUAUUGUUAUUCCGAGGUUCCGCGAAAUAAGCGUAUAAAUUAAAAUACGAGAAGUUGACUACCAAAUACCAAAUAUUGACGUAUGCGUUCUUCGUUAUAAAACUAUAUUUCUUUUUAUGCAGUCAUUUUGUUUUUUGUUUUAAAAUUAUCUGCUAGUCGAAUUGGUCGUAGGAACGAAUGUUGGUUGUGUGUGCUAUUUAAUGAUAAUUGUAAUUACCCAUUGGUUACUUAACAAUUUUUAAAAUUAAUACUACCAAAACUAAGCCACAUUUUGAAUUGUGUUCAUAGUGCAGCAGAACCACAAAAUAAGUAUUAGGUCUUUUUGGAAAUGGUAUUGAAAACAAGAGUCCUAUAAACAUUAGACAAAGUAAUUAUUGACAAAAAUACUAUGUCAGAUAUUACUAGGGCUCAUUAUAAUGAAAAAAAAAGAUUGACUCAAGUGACACUUAUUUGUGGUACUUCUGUGCAACGAGUGCCUGAAAAAAUUAUGCGAUAAAAAGUUUUUCACCACUAAAAUUAUAAAAAAUAACACUAUUUCAUAGCGUGAAUUGGCGCCAGAUAACUAGAAUUUGGGCGAUGGCUGAUUCUGAGCGACUGUGAUGACUGGUGAGGGCAACUUGUAACAUUGGUUACCAUAGCAACGCGAUAUUGAUUCCCGCCAAAAUAAUGCCGUCGACGCCAUCUUGCUUUUAAAUUUUAGCUAUUUGGCUGCAACUAUACUGAGCUCAACUUAUAUCUAAAGUAAUUACUACAUAUUUUUUAAUUAUGUAACGCUAGUGACAUGCUCGAUUGACUUUCAAAAUAAUUAUCAGACUAUAAUAAAAUAUAUCUUCACUUAAUGAAUAAAACAAUAAGCUUUUUAAUGAAAUACCUUAAGUCAUAUGGAGUCUGUCCCAGUCAUGGGCAUUUUAUUGUAAGCGCUAGGUCUUAAUUUAUAUCGUAAUGUAACGCUAUUUGUACCUAUCUGGAUAUAGAAAUUAUUUUUGUAAAAUAUUCUGAGGUUUUAAUAAAAUUGUGAUGAAUGUGUUUUGAAUUAUUAUUCGAAAUAAAAUAUGAUAAUCAACCUUUCUCUACGUCAUUCAAUAGUAAUCGUUAAUUUUAAUGAAUUGAUAAUAAUUAAUGACACAUUCUUAGAUCAUUGAACUAAUUUUUUUUUUUUAUUUCUUGGGUAUAGUCUAAGGCGGUACUGCAUGUUGUCUAUGGUAUGACAGUUGGUAUUAUGCGAGCGAGUCGAAACACGUAAUUGUAACAUCUCUUUUUUUCUACUUUACGUAUAUUUUUAUACAGCAAUGAAAUAAAUGUUAAUUUUAUUUUGUUAGCAUUAAAACGAAAAGACAUACAAUCUCUAUUUUUUAUUUAAAUUAAAUUAAUUCGUUUAAGAUUCCCGAUGAGUUUAAUAAUAAAUUUUAUAUUGCUCUUCU
Colias croceus (clouded yellow) is the source of this 2831-nucleotide messenger RNA. It is a transcript of the gene Aps, whose product is annotated as diphosphoinositol polyphosphate phosphohydrolase 2. Gene Ontology annotation, molecular function: endopolyphosphatase activity; bis(5'-adenosyl)-pentaphosphatase activity; diphosphoinositol-polyphosphate diphosphatase activity. The record is from RefSeq and is a predicted model, not a curated record. The coding region runs from base 336 to 800 and encodes 154 amino acids. Lineage: Eukaryota; Metazoa; Arthropoda; Insecta; Lepidoptera; Pieridae. The transcript is spliced from 3 exons. Gene Ontology annotation, biological process: diadenosine pentaphosphate catabolic process; adenosine 5'-(hexahydrogen pentaphosphate) catabolic process; diadenosine hexaphosphate catabolic process. Gene Ontology annotation, cellular component: nucleus; cytoplasm.